This is a messenger RNA of Rhizoctonia solani, 1416 nucleotides long. RefSeq lists its product as uncharacterized. The record is from RefSeq and is a predicted model, not a curated record. Bases 1 to 1416 code for a protein of 471 amino acids. Lineage: Eukaryota; Fungi; Basidiomycota; Agaricomycetes; Cantharellales; Ceratobasidiaceae. The transcript is spliced from 7 exons.
AUGCCAUUUGAGUCUAUGCCUGACGCGCCACUGCUCUGCCCAUCCGACAAGGCUCGUCUCGUGAUUGCCUUCGUCAUUGCGAAGCACGUGCCGAAUGGCCUUACUCCUAUAGAGUAUGUGAGGCGGCUUCGAAACGCAUUUCCUGUAUCAUCGAGUAACGAUGGUAUUGCAAGCCCGUGGAUUGAGCAAAUCGAGCUUCUUCAACAAGAGUUGAAGUUUGCUCGGGCAAGCGAAGCCCAUGCGAAGCUUGAGCUUGCAUCCUAUCAGAUCCAGCAUCCCCCUUCCUCGGCGCCAGGGAUAGAUGUUGAUCUUCCAGUGGGCGAGGCCAUAACCAAACGUUCUGCCCCAGACUCUCCAUCAUCUGGGUCCAAAAAGAACCCCAAAAGGAAGAGAAAGCAAGCCGAUACCCGUUCCACGAAUUCUUCAUCAAAACUUUCUUCCGCUGAACUUGAGCUUGCGUUAGAACAAAUACAACCGUGUAUUACCUUAGUCUUUGAUCCCGGGGCGCACAUACAAAGUAUAGGUCUAGUUGCGACCCUGCUACGUCUCAAAACUCAAACUCAAUCCGCCCAACUCUUUGAGGAUCCAGGAACAAUAUCGCACAUACAUAAUCUCGUCAAACGCUGUUUGACAGAUGUUGGCGCUCAUAUUCGCCAUGUAUGCACCAAUCCGAUAGACGAACGUUCGUUUGAUGGCUUGAACGCCCUGCAAACAAUUCUUCCACCACUCCUAAUUGCCACCACUCACAUAUCCCGCCCAGGCCCAGACCUUUCGCACGCCCUGGUCACACUCGUUCUUCCCAUUAUCCAUGCUUUUCAUCCUAUUUCGUUGGCAUUGGUUUAUCCUGCCAUGCGAGCGACCGUGCCCAGCCGGACUCGGCGGGGCAAGCCUAAAACAGGUGCACGCGCCGUACGAGAGUCCGAGGAGAUGUCUGCAGCAUAUCUAGCCGACGUUCGACCGGGGCUAUCGGCCAUUCUGUCUAUGGUGGCGCGGGCAGGAAUCGGGAAUGGCAUGAUGUAUGCGGUCUUACCGGUCGCAUGCAAGGCAAUUCGUGACCUCUGUGCAACAGUCACGCAACCCCGAGACUCUGACCGACGAACGAUCCGUACAGGUGCCUGGGCGGUGCGAGAUUCCGUAUGGUACUUGUGCAGUGCUUGCCACACUGUAUUGGAAGGCAUACGACUUACCAACCAAGAUGCAGAGCUAUUGGGUAGUUGUGCGGAUCUAGUCGUCGAGGCACUACGAUUGGGUGUAUGCACUGAGACGCGCGUUCUUGAUAAGGCGCAGCUCGGAGCCCAAGAGGCGCGUCCGAGUCAACCUCUACCAAUUGCUUCGCGAACGCACAUGAAUGAUGCGGUGCGAGAUAUGCUAUGCGCGCUCCUCGAACGGAUCAUGCUCGGGUUUCCAAGUUCCUGA